AUGUUGCAACAUUCCAACGAUCACUCACUCUGCCACAAUAUUUCUCGAGUCACCUAUCCUCAUAGACUUGCCACGAUCACUGCCGACGUCAACGCUCCAACCAAUCCGCCGGUGCCCAAAGGGGCCCCGACUCUGGUGGAGAAUGUUGAACCAGAGCAAAUCACUGCCGAUGGAUCUUUCUAUGAGGACUGGCUCCCUUCUAGGGCUGAAUUGUAUCCUAUCACCCGUGAAACCAAUUGUCUUCUCCCCUCCGUCACCAUUCCCAGCCACACAUCAAUCACGCCAAUCACUGUCGGCAAUGAGAAUGGAUUUCGAAUUCUUGCGCGAGACAAGCACAACAUCCGUCAGGCUACUGAGAUACUUGAGUAUCUUGGGGUAUGCUGGGAUGCGAUCGCAGAGCCCGAGCGACAGCUGAUCAUCCAUGCCCCGGGCCGCGAAAACAGUAUCUUUCGUAUCAUGCCAUAUUCGAGCAUUAGUUCGACCGCUUCGUGGCGUUUCUUAACUGACCCAGGUCUAUCUGAUCUUGUCAUCUCACUCAAGGCGUUGGUGGUCUGCUACUUUGACCCAAUUGCCAAAACAUGUGACCCCCUGAUGAAUAUCUGUGACCCCCCAAAAUUGCAUAAGAAACUGGGAGCGGUCACCAGUCGGGACUGGAAAGCCAUCAAAUCCCCAGAAAUUGGCAAAAGUGAUGGCUAUGAUCCCGCUGAUAUUGACAAGCACAUGGCUCCCAAACUGGAGGGAAAGGACAAGGAGAAGCAUCCGUUCCUCUCCGCAACCAAAGCCAAAGAUGUCGAUACAUGGAUUGCCAAGGAUGCCAAAACCGAGGACACCAAGGGUGAUGCUCUACAGGGUCGUCCCGACAAAGGGAAAUCUUCCGCUAGUCUCUCGGCGACUCCCGAGCAAGCUCGUCAACUCAAGAAAGAAAGAAUUGCUAUCUUUCCAGGGGGAGAAGCUGUCAGCGCUCGCUACCGACAACCGGUCCUGAAUCAGUUGAAAAAGCGAAAUCCCUUUGGGCCAUAUGGCAAGUCACGGGCUAGCAAAGAGCCAAUCAUUCUGGGCCUCCCAGCUAGUCUCAUCGACAUAGUCACUGAGUACGAUGUGAAACCUGUUCCCUCCGAUGCGAAGCCCAAUGUGAAGCGCGAUGUGAAGCCCCUUGCCUCAGAAACCGACAAGAUUAAAGCCAACAUCAGAGCCCCUUUCUGGGGACGCCAAGAUGACAGCGACAGUACUCCCCCUGUUGGCAUGCUAAUCGAAAUCGAUUCCCCUCCAAAUGAAGUCCAAGAUGAGAAAACCCAGCCUGAGGCUAGUAUCCAAAGUGAAAACCUCCGGGCUGGAACUAGCGUUCAAGGCGAGGACCCCCCAUCCGAGAAUAGGCAAUACACUGCAGCCUACCUUGAAUCCCUGAGUCAAGAUUUGCCAGCAGAAAUCAAGAGCGAUUUCCAGGACCAGAACUCUGCGGAGAGAGAAUACUGGAUGAACCGCACUGAAUCGCGUCCAAACUACUGGCAUCGUUCGGCUGCAUCGCAUGGAAGAGAUCCUUUUGAUGGGUUUGCCGAUAUCUCUUCUGGUGGUGUUAGUGGCACUUACCGUAGAAGAAUUGCCCGUUCUCGCUCAGUUAUCGAGUCGGAACCAGCGACCUUAUUUCAUUGGCAGCCAGACUUGGUCGAUAUUCAACCUCAGCCAAGCAUCGAUCAGGGUAGCCGUUCUGGCUUCACUGACGAUCCUGGCCUUGCUGGUAAUCGUGAAUCAAGUGCCCACCAGGGAUAUGAGAUCUCUCAAUCCUUGGAUAAAAUUGAUUCCUCUCGCAACAAAGAUCAGAACCGGGGUCUCAUGAUGAAGUUUCUUCAAGAAACCAUUGAGAAAGAACAUGUUCCCAGAGCUCCAGUCCAGUUCUUUCCAGACGAGCCAGUGACACCCCAGAAGCCAAGGAAUGAUCUUUUUCUCCAUCCUGACCUUAUCGAUCUCUCUCCUGUGGGUCUGGUGUCUAGUCCUCUCAGUGGGAUGCAUCAGUCAGAUGAGGCUUCUAGGGCAGAAGUCACUGAGAAGGUGGAUUCCACAGAGGAGACCCAAACUCGGGAGUUCCACGAGACGAUGUUCCAUCAGCGCCCAGCAAAUCAAGGGCUGGAUGCUGCUGGUCAAGAGAACAAGCCGGUUGAGAGACUGAGGCCCUCUGGAACCAAAAUUGAUACUUCUGGGACUUAUUUAGCUCCACUGGCUAAGCUCGAUGCACACUUGAAAGCUCAACAAGAGCAGGAUGCCGCCUUGCCCUCGGGAUCAAAUGCAACAUUGCCCGCUGAAAGAGCAGCGCUGGCGCAGUCGACGAGGAACCUGGUAUCUUCUCUGUGGCCAAUCUUGGACAAAGUCCGCUCAUUUCCUGGGGUUCUGACAUUGGAGAUUCAGCUUGGCUUACUCUCUGUGCGCAACCUGACAGCUUCGAUGCAGGAAAAGGAAUUGACCUUCAAGGAUAUCCAAGGGCUCUUCUUUUCGCGUCAUGAUCUGGAGCCGCCGCGAACCCUCUUUGUCAAUCGACUCACUUCUACACCUUCAGAUAUCGAUCACCUUAUCGCCCUCGAAAUUGACGGUAAGCCGGUUUUCGAGCAGUUUGCCGAUCAGAGAGGAAUACGAUACAUCCUUCAAUGCCGCACCAGCUCGGGCCAAGCAUUCAUUAUCUCCAUUGACCACAGAGGUACUACGACAACUCGUUAUGGUCGGGUUGAGCUGGGCUCAGUGUCGAUUAGCUUCCCAGAUCGCGUUUGGGAUGCAUCCGCCGCCAUUCAAGGCUACACCCACUUUUUCCCAGACCAGGUAGAAGGUCUGCAAGAAGCCGUCGAAAAGCUAGCCAACAGCCUGUGGCUUGACCCAGGUUCCGAACGGAUCCAAAUGCUUCUCCGCAUCCCAGACAAAGAGGUAAUGACCCUUCAAGGAAUUGUCGUCGAAAGGCGAACAAACCACAGAUGGAUCUCCGACCGGAGCAAGAACGUUUAUCUCAAAGUCACCGAAACCCAAGUUCUCACCAUUACACCUUCGGUUCUCGACCCCAAUGUUCUCGUAGCUAGGGCCGACCCACAUGAAGAGAUGGUCAAACUGGGCAAGUACUGGUGGCAAGCUUCAGUCAUGAACCCCGUGAUAGAAACGGUUCUGCAGAAGACUUAUGAGCCAAAGCCCAACGUCAAGCCCGGUACUCCCACUGAGUCUUGGAACGUGAUAGAUCUUCUCGGCUCGGAGGCCCAGGUGCUCUAUCCAGAGAUCAAACUUUCACCUCUCGGAGCUCGCAUUGGCCAGUCAGGCAUUCCUGCAAUGUUCCGCCUGGCGAGGAUCCUUGUGCAGAACAUCGACGCCAUUGGGUACUACAACAAAGGACCUACAGCUUAUCUCAAGCGCAACACCAGUGCUCUGGGUGAAUCCAAGACUGGCUCUGUUCUUCCGAGUCGGGAUUUGAAGAAUGCGGCUGUUGCCAAAUGGAUUCCUUCGGCUGAAAUCAUGCGGAAGAAGCACAAGUGGUGA
This is a messenger RNA of Penicillium brevicompactum, 3504 nucleotides long. RefSeq lists its product as uncharacterized. NCBI's taxonomy places the organism in Eukaryota, Fungi, Ascomycota, Eurotiomycetes, Eurotiales, Aspergillaceae. The record is from RefSeq and is a predicted model, not a curated record. The transcript has 4 exons. The coding region runs from base 1 to 3504 and encodes 1167 amino acids.